AUGGCCCAGCCGCCGCCGUCGUCGUCGUCGAGCGGGGCGCCCCGCUUCCUGACGCGGCCCAAGGCGUUCGUGGUGUCGGUGGGCAAGGACGCCACGCUGAGCUGCGAGAUCGUGGGCAGCCCGGCGCCGCAGGUGAGCUGGGAGAAGGACCAGCGGCCGGUGGCGGCGGGCGCGCGCUUCCGCCUGGCGCAGGACGGCGCCACGCACCGGCUGACCAUCGUGGACCUGGCGCUGGGCGACGGCGGGCAGUACGUGUGCCGCGCGCGCAACGCGGUGGGCGAGGCCUUCGCGGCCGUGGGGCUGCGCGUGAACGCGGCGGCGGCGUGCGCCGAGCAGGCGCCGCACUUCCUGCUGCGGCCCACGGCCAUCCGCGUGCGCGAGGGCGCCGAGGCCGCCUUCCAGUGCCGCGUGCGGGGCUCGCCGCCGCCCGCCGUGAGCUGGGCCAAGGACGGCCGGCGCCUGGCGCCCGACGAGCCGCGGGUGCGCGUGGAGGCGCGGGGCGAGGCCAGCGCGCUGCGCAUCCGGGCGGCGCGGCCGGCCGACCAGGGCACCUACACGGUGCGCGCCGAGAACCCGCUGGGCGCGGCGAGCGCGGACGCGGCGCUCACGGUGGACGCGGCGGCGGACGCGGAGGCCCCGGGCCCGGCCGCCCUGAGCGCCACGGCGGCGCUGCUCGAGCACCUGCAGCGGCGGCGCGAGGCCAUGCGCGCGGCCGACGGCUGCCCCGACGGCGACGCGGCCGGCCCCGGCCCCGGCCCCGGCUGCGACUCGCCCCCCGGCGGCGGCCCGCGCACCUGCACGGUGACCGAGGGCAAGCACGCGCGCCUCAGCUGCUACGUGACGGGCGAGCCCAAGCCGCGCACGCUGUGGCACAAGGACGGGCAGCCCGUGGCCGAGGGCCGGCGCCACGUGGUGUACGAGGACGCGCAGGACAACUGCGUGCUCAAGAUCCUCUUCUGCAAGCCCGACGACCGCGGCCUCUACACCUGCAACGCCUCCAACCUCGUGGGACACACCUACAGCUCCGUGCGGCUCAUCGUGCGAGAGCCCGCCGUGCCCUUCAGGGAGCGGCUGCGCGACUUGGAGGUGCGGGAGAAGGAGUCGGCCACUUUCCGCUGCGAGGUGCCGCAGGCCGCCACGCAGGCCGCCUGGUACAAGGAAGAGACACGGCUGUGGGCCAGCGCCAAGUACGGCAUCGAGGAGGCGGGCACGGAGCGCAGCCUGACGGUGCGCGACGUCUCGGCCGACGAUGACGCUGUCUACGUGUGCGAGAUCGCUGAGGGCAGCAGGACGGUGGCCGAGCUCUCGGUGCAAGGCAACCUGGUCCGAAAGCUGCCGAGGAAGACAGCAGUGCGUGCGGGCGACACGGCCAUGUUCUGGGUGGAGCUGGUCAAGUCGGAGGGCCCUGUUCGCUGGCUGCGCAACCAGGAGGAGGUGGUAUCUGGAGGCCGCGUGAGCAUCAGCAACGAGGGCAGCUGCCACACACUGACCAUCUCCCAGUGCACCCUGGAGGACAUGGGCGAAGUGGUAUUUGUGGCUGGGGACUGCCGGACAUCCACCCAGUUCUGCGUGUCAGCUCCCAGGAGGCCACCUCUGUAUGCCCCAGAAACCCCGGUGGUGAAGGCCAAGACAGAGAACUCUGUGACUCUUAGCUGGUCCCCGCCACCCACCGGAGACCGCCUGGUCACUAUCAAUGGCUACUUGGUAGAGAAGAGGCGCCUUGGGGCCUAUGCCUGGAGCCGCUGCCAUGAGGCUGAUUCUGUGGCCACAUCUGAACUGACCAUCACGGGUGUGGCCCAGGAAGGAGAUUAUCAGUUCCGGGUGUCGGCUGUGAACAACUUUGGCCAGAGCCCUUACCUUGAGUUCCCGGGGACCAUCCACCUGGCCCCCCAGCUGGCUGUGAAGACACCCCUCAAGGCAGUGGAGGCAGUAGAAGGUGGCGAAGUGACCUUCUCUGUGGACCUCACUUUGGUCUCGGUGGGCGAGUGGUUCCUGGAUGGGCAAGUGCUGAAAGCCAGUGAUGUGUACGUGAUUGGCUGUGAUGGCACCCGACAUAGCCUGACUAUUCGUGCGGUGCCUGCCAGCCUGCAUGGUGCUGAGCUCAAGUUUGUGGCCAAUGGCAUUGAGAGCAGCGUCCGCGUGGAGGUUCAAGCCCCGGGACUGCCCAGGAAGCCCCUGGCAGGCACACGAGAGGUGCUGGCCCGAUUGCAUGAGGAGGCACAGCUUAUGGCUGAGUUGUCAGAUCAGGCUGCAACUGUGACGUGGCUCAAGAAUGGUCGGGCACUGCCCCCAGGUCCCAAAUAUGAGACUCAGGCCACCGACAGGCGUCGAGUCUUACUGGUGCGGGAUGUGGUACAGGACGAUGCCGGCCUCUAUGAGUGUAUCAGCCCUGGACAUCGUCUUGCCUACCAGCUGUCUGUGCAAGGACUUACAUCCUUCCUGCACAAAGACAGAACUGGGGGCUUCAUGGAUGUGGUGGCCGGGCACCCCGUCUGCUUUGAGUGCCAGACCACAGAGGCCCAGGUGCACGUCUGCUGGUACAAGGAUGGCAAAGAACUUAGCAGCUCCACCCAGCAUUUCACACAAGAGGACCAAGGCACAUGGCACCGACUGCGGGCUACAUCUGUUACCAGACAGGAUGAGGGUACUUACUCUUGCCGUGUGGGUGAGGACUCCAUGGACUUCCGGCUGCGUGUCAUGGAAUCCAAGGUGGUGUUUGCCAAGGAGCAGUCAGCUGGCCAGGUGAUGCAGGCGGAGGCGGGGUCCAGUACCAUCUUAAGUUGUGAGGUCGCUCAGGCCCAGACCGAGGUGACGUGGUUCAAGGAUGGGAAGAAGCUGAGCGGGAGCUCCAAAGUGCGUGUGGAGGCCCAGGGCUGCACACGGCGGCUGGUGUUGCAGCAGGCCGGGAAGGCGGAUUCUGGGGAGUACAGCUGUGAGGCCGGGGGCCAGAGGGUCUCCUUCCGCCUAGAUGUCACAGAGCCCAAGGUGGUGUUUGCCAAGGAACAGUCAGCAGGACAGGUGGUGAAGGCGGAGGUAGGGGCCAGCACCACCCUGAGCUGUGAGGUGGCCCAGCCCCAGACUGAGGUGAUGUGGUUCAAGGACGGGAAGAAGCUGAGUGGGAGCUCAAAAGUGCGUGUGGAGGCGCAGGGCUGCACACGGAAGCUGGUGGUGCAGCAGGCCGGGAAGGCGGAUUCUGGGGAGUACAGCUGUGAGGCCGGGGGCCAGAAGGUCUCCUUCCGCCUGGAUGUCACAGAGCCCAAGGUGGUCUUUGCCAAGGAACAGCCAGCAGGCCAGAUGGUGAAGGCAGAGGCAGGGGCCAGUGCCACCCUUAGCUGCGAGGUGGCCCAGGCACAGACCGAGGUGACAUGGUUCAAAGAUGGGAAGAAGCUGAGCGGGGGCUCCAAAGUGCGUGUGGAGGCCCAGGGCUGCACGCGGCGGCUGGUGUUGCAGCAGGCCGGGAAGGCGGAUUCUGGGGAGUACAGCUGUGAGGCCGGGGGCCAGAAGGUCUCCUUCCGCCUGGAUGUUACAGAGCCCAAGGUGGUCUUUGCCAAGGAGCAGCCAGCAGGCCAAGUGGUGCAGGCGGAGGCGGGGGCCAGCGCCACCCUGAACUGCGAGGUGGCCCAGGCACAGACCGAGGUGACGUGGUUCAAGGAUGGAAAGAAGCUGAGCGGGAGCUCAAAAGUGCGUGUGGAGGCCCAGGGCUGCACGCGGAAGCUGGUGGUGCAGCAGACUGGGAAGGCGGAUUCUGGGGAGUACAGCUGUGAGGCCGGGGGCCAGAAGGUCUCCUUCCGCCUAGAUGUCACAGAGCCCAAGGUGGUCUUUGCCAAAGAACAGCCAGCAGGCCAGGUGGUGCAGGCGGAGGCGGGGGCCAGCGCCACCCUGAACUGCGAGGUGGCCCAGGCACAGACUGAGGUGACUUGGUUCAAGGAUGGAAAGAAGCUGAGCGGGAGCUCGAAAGUGCGUGUGGAGGCCCAGGGCUGCACGCGGAAGCUGGUGGUGCAGCAGGCCGGGAAGGCGGAUUCUGGGGAGUACAGCUGUGAGGCCGGGGGCCAGAAGGUCUCCUUCUGCCUGGAUGUCACAGAGCCCAAGGUGGUCUUUGCCAAGGAACAGCCAGCAGACCAGGUGGUGCAGGCGGAGGCGGGGGCCAGCGCCACCCUGAACUGCGAGGUGGCCCAGGCACAGACUGAGGUGACAUGGUACAAGGACGGGAAGAAGCUGAGCGGGAGCUCGAAAGUGCGUGUGGAGGCCCAGGGCAGCACACGGCGGCUGGUGGUGCAGCAGGCCGGGAAGGCGGAUUCUGGGGAGUACAGCUGUGAGGCCGGGGGCCAGAGGGUCUCCUUCCGCCUGGAUGUCACAGAGCCCAAGGUGGUCUUUGCCAAGGAGCAGCCAGCAGACCAGGUGGUGAAGGCAGAGGCGGGGGCCAGUGCCACCCUGAACUGCGAGGUGGCUCAGGCACAGACUGAGGUGACAUGGUAUAAGGACGGGAAGAAGCUGAGCGGGAGCUCGAAAGUGCGUGUGGAGGCCCAGGGCUGCACGCGGAAGCUGGUGGUGCAGCAGGCCGGGAAGGCGGAUUCUGGGGAGUACAGCUGUGAGGCCGGGGGCCAGAGGGUCUCCUUCCGCCUGGAUGUCACAGAACCCAAGGUGGUCUUUGCCAAGGAGCAGCCAGCAGGCCAGGUGGUGCAGGCAGAAGCGGGGGCCAGCACCACCCUCAGCUGCGAGGUGGCCCAGGCACAGACCGAGGUGACGUGGUUCAAGGAUGGGAAGAAGCUGAGCGGGAGCUCCAAAGUGCGUGUGGAGGCCCAGGGCUGCACGCGGCGGCUGGUGUUGCAGCAGGCCGGGAAGGCGGAUUCUGGGGAGUACAGCUGUGAGGCUGGGGGCCAGAAGGUCUCCUUCCGCCUGGAUGUCACAGAGCCCAAGGUGGUCUUUGCCAAGGAACAGCCAGCAGGCCAGGUGGUGAAGGCAGAGGCGGGGGCCAGCACCAUCCUGAACUGUGAGGUGGCCCAGGCACAGACUGAGGUGACUUGGUUCAAGGACGGGAAGAAGCUGAGUGGAAGCUCGAAAGUGCGUGUGGAGGCCCAGGGCUGCACGCGGCGGCUGGUGGUGCAGCAGGCUGGGAAGGCGGAUUCUGGGGAGUACAGCUGUGAGGCCGGGGGCCAGAAGGUCUCCUUCCGCCUGGAUGUCACAGAGCCCAAGGUGGUAUUUGCCAAGGAGCAGCCAGCCGACCAGGUGGUGCAGGCAGAGGUGGGAGCCAUCACCACCCUGAGCUGUGAGGUGGCCCAGGCCCAGACUGAGGUGACAUGGUUCAAGGAUGGCAAGAAGCUGAGCAAGAGCUCAAAAGUGCGUGUGGAGGCCCAGGGCUGCACACGGAAGCUGGUGGUGCAGCAGGCUGGGAAGGCGGAUUCUGGGGAGUACAUCUGUGAGGCCGGGGGCCAGAAGAUCUCCUUCCGCCUGGAUGUCACAGAGCCCAAGGUGGUCUUUGCCAAGGAGCAGCCAGCAGGCCAGGUGGUCUUUGCCAAGGAGCAGCCAGCAGACCAGGUGGUGCAGGCGGAGGCGGGGGCCAGCGCCACCCUGAACUGCGAGGUGGCCCAGGCACAGACUGAGGUGACUUGGUUCAAGGAUGGAAAGAAGCUGAGCGGGAGCUCGAAAGUGCGUGUGGAGGCCCAGGGCUGCACGCGGAAGCUGGUGGUGCACCAGGCCGGGAAGGCGGAUUCUGGGGAGUACAGCUGUGAGGCCGGGGGCCAGAAGGUCUCCUUCCGCCUGGAUGUCACAGAGCCCAAGGUGGUCUUUGCCAAGGAGCAGCCAGCAGACCAGGUGGUGCAGGCGGAGGCGGGGGCCAGCGCCACCCUGAACUGCGAGGUGGCCCAGGCACAGACUGAGGUGACUUGGUUCAAGGAUGGAAAGAAGCUGAGCGGGAGCUCGAAAGUGCGUGUGGAGGCCCAGGGCAGCACACGGCGGCUGGUGGUGCAGCAGGCCGGGAAGGCGGAUUCUGGGGAGUACAGUUGUGAGGCCGGGGGCCAGAGGGUCUCCUUCCACCUGGAUGUUAAAGAGCCUGAGCCCCCUGCUGUGGGGAGGCCAGCCCGCAAGGAGCCUCUGGUGGUGAGGGAGCACGAAGAUAUCAUCCUGUUGGCCACUCUGGCUGCUCCCUCUGCGGCCACAGUGACCUGGCUGAAGGACGGGGUGGAGAUUCGUCGCAGCAAACGUCAUGAGAUGACCAGCCAGGGAGAUGCCCAUACCUUAACAGUUCGGAACGCCCAGAGCCUGGACAGUGCCGUGUACAGCUGCCGGGUGGGCUCUGCUGGGCAGGAUUUUCUGGUGCAGGUUCAAGAAGUGCCUGCCAAGUUCUUGAAGCCUUUGGAGCCUGUGAACGGGGAGCUGGGUGGCACAGUGACUCUGGUCUGUGAGCUGAGUCCCGAGCAGGCCAAAGUGGUGUGGCACUGCGGGAACACCCAGCUUCGGCCUGGAAAGAGAUUCCAGAUGGUGGCUGAAGGGCCCCGGCGCCUGCUCACUGUGUCGGGCUUGCGGGCCGAGGAUGCAGGCGAGUAUAAGUGUGUGAGCCGGGACGACCAGACCAGCGCUCGGCUCACUGUCAGUGUACCCCGUGAGGUCAAGUUUGUGUCUGGGCUGAGUGCCUUGGUCGCAGAGGAGGGCCAUGAGGCCACCUUCCAGUGUGUGGUGUCUCCCGGUGAUGCUUUGGUCACUUGGUUCCGGGAGGGCGUCCAGCUGCAGCCCAGCACCAAGUUUGUCAUGUUGCAGAGUGGCAGCAGCCACAGUUUGACCAUCUCAAGCUUGACUCUGGAGGAUGCAGGCGAGAUCGUUGCGGAGGCAGAGGGUGUUCGAUCCAUGGCUGUGCUGCGGGUCCGAGAAGCCCCUGUGCUGUUCAAGAAGAAGCUGGUGCCACAGACUGUGGAGGAGCAGAGUUCAGUGACUAUGGAGGUAGAGCUGACACGGCCAUGGCCUGAUGUAAAGUGGACCCGCAAUGCAGCCAUGCUAGCACCGGGAGAGAAUGUGGAGAUCCACGCAGAGGAUGUGAACCAUUGCCUAGUGCUCCACAGAGUGAGCUUUGCUGAUCGCGGCUUCUAUGGCUGUGAGACACCAGAUGACAAGACACAGGCCAAGCUCUCAGUGGAAAUGCGACAGGUCCGACUUGUGAGGGGCCUGCAGGCUGUGGAGGUACGAGAACAGGGCACAGCCACCAUGGAGGUGGAGCUGUCUCACACAGACGUGGAGGGCAGCUGGACACGUGAUGGCCUGCGACUCCAGCAAGGGCCCUCAUGCCGUCUGGUGGCACAGGGCACUAUCCAUACGCUCAUCCUCUCAGGCCUACAGCCACAGGAUGGGGGCCUGGUGGCCUUCAAGGCAGAGGGCGUGCAUACUUCUGCACGGCUGGUGGUCACUGAGCUGCCUGUGAGGUUCAGCCGCAUGCUGCAGGAUGUGGUGGCCACAGCGAAGGAGAAGGUGACCCUAACAUGUGAGCUCUCGCGCCCCAAUGUGGAUGUUCGUUGGCUAAAGGAUGGCGUGGAGCUUCAGGCCAGCAAGGCAAUAGGUAUCAUGUCCCAGGGCACCUGCAGGAGUCUGGUCAUUCACCACUGCGAGCCCGAGGAUGAGGGUGUGUAUGUGUGUGAUGCCCGCGAUGCUCAGAGUUCUGCCUCCGUGAAAGUACAAGGUCGCAACGUCCAGAUGGUUCGGCUGCUGGAGGAUGUGGAGGUGAUGGAGAAGGAUAGUGCCUCCUUCUCUUGUGAGGUCUCCCAUGAGGAGGUGCCUGCUCAGUGGUUCCGGGAGGGCAUCAAGCUACGGCCAAGUGACAACGUACGCAUUCGCCAAGAAGGAAGGACUUACACUCUCAUCUUUCGGAAAGUCCUGGCAGAAGAUGCAGGGGAAAUAAAAUUUGUGGCAGAAAAUGCAGAGUGUCGAGCCCGACUCAAAGUGAAAGAGCUGCCCGUGACCCUCUUGCGUCCACUGCGGGACAAGAUUGCCAUGGAGAAGCACCGGGGUGUGCUUGAGUGCCAGUUGUCCCGGGCCAGUGCUGAGGUACGGUGGUUCAAAGAUGGAGUGGAACUGAGACCUGGGCCCAGGUACGAGACGGUCAGCGAUGGCCUCUACCGCAAGUUGGUCAUCAGUAGUGUGCAGCCUGAGGAUGAGGGCACCUAUACCUGUGAUGCGGGGGACGUGAAGACCAGCGCCCAGUUCUUUGUGGAAGAGCAGUCCAUCACCAUCGUGCGGGGCCUGCAGGACAUGACAGUGAUGGAGCCCGCCCCUGCCUGGUUCGAGUGUGAGACUUCCAUCCCUUCCGUGCGGCCAGCCAAGUGGCUCUUAGGGAAGACAGUGUUGCAGGCAGGGCCAGACGUGGCCAUAGAGCAGGAGGGCACGGUGCACCGGCUAAUGCUUCGGCGCACCUUCUCCACUAUGAGUGGGCCGGUGCACUUCACCAUUGGCAAGUCUCGCUCCAGCGCCCAACUCCUAGUCUCAGAUGUCCCUAUGGUGCUUACACGGCCUCUGGAGCCCAAGGCAGGGCAUGAGAAUCAGUCGGUUGUCUUGUCCUGUGACUUCAAACCACCACCCAAGGCCGUGCAGUGGUAUAAGGAGGACACACCCCUGGCUCCGUCAGACAAGUACAAGAUGCUGCUGGAGGGUCAUAUGGCCGAGUUGCGAGUCCUCAGGCUCACCCCUGCUGACACUGGCGUUUACCGCUGCCAGGCAGGCAGCGCUCAGAGCAGCGCUGAGGUCACUGUGGAAGCCCGGGAAGUGACCGUGAUGCAGCCGUUGCAGGAUGCUGAGGCCGUGGAGGAGGGCCGUGCCUGCUUCUCAUGUGAGCUGUCCCACGGGGAUGAGGAGGUGGAGUGGAUGCUCAAUGGGACUCCCCUGUACAACGACAGCUUCCACGAGAUCACACAUGAGGGCCGAUGCCACACACUGGUGCUGAAACGCGUCCGGAAGGCGGAUGCAGGCACCGUGUCCCUUUCCUCCCCCAAGGUGAUGAUCUCUGCCCGCCUACAUGUCACAGAGAAGCCAGUGGUGUUCCUGAAGGCUCUGGAUGAUGUGUCUGUGGAGGAGCAGGGCACUCUGACCCUCCAGUGUGAGAUCUCAGACCCUGAGGGCCACGUGGUAUGGCGCAAGGAUGGCGUGGAGCUGGGCUCCAGCGACAAGUAUGACUUCCGACAGACUGCGGGCAUCCGAGGGCUUGUUGUGCAUGACCUGACCAAGGACGACGCCGGCCUGUAUAGCUGCAGUCUGGGCACAGAGGAGACUCGGGCCAGCGUCCGUGUGCAUGAGCUGCAUGUGGGCAUCACCAGGAAGCUGAAGACAGUGGAGGUGGUAGAGGGCCAGAGCUGCAGCUUCGAGUGUGUCGUGUCCCACGAGAACAUCAGAGACACGGCCAUGUGGAUGGUUAACGGGAAGACGGUAGGCAACUCCGGCCGCUUCCGGGCCACACGUCAGGGCCGCAAGUACGUGCUGACAAUUCGAGAUGUGGAAGCUGGUGAUGCUGGGGACGUGACCUUCUCUCUGCAAGCCCUCACGUCCAAGGCCUCCCUCAUCAUCAAAGAGAGGCCGACGGACAUCACCAAGCCCCUGGAGGACCAGAAGACAGCUCCGGGUGAGGAUGUGACGCUGAGCUGUGAGCUCUCCCGGGCGGGUGCCCUGGUGCGCUGGCUGAGGGAUGGGAAGGCCAUUCGCAAGAGUCAGAAGUAUGAGCUGCUCACAGAAGGCACACGGGCGGUGCUGGUCAUCCGUGCAGCCUCCCUUAAGGACUCAGGAGAGUAUACGUGUGAGGUGGAGGGAUCCAGGACCACAGCCUGUCUCCAUGUGGAAGAGAAGGCCAACUGCUUCACAGAGGAGUUAGUGGACCUGCAGCUGGAGGAGAAGGGCACGGCCACAUUCCAGUGCAGCACAGAGAGGCCUGCAGCCACAGUGACCUGGCUCAAGGGCCUCACAGAGCUCCGCAACUCAGGGAGGCACACACUCAGCCAGGAUGGUUGCACCUUGAGGCUCACCAUCCAUGCUCUGGAGAAGGUGGACAGUGACACCUACACCUGUGACAUUGGCCAGGCUCGCUCUCAGGCCCGGCUUCUAGUGCAAGGCCAGAAGGUGCUCAUCUCCCAGGACCUGGAGGAUGCUGAGGUGCAGGAGGGGAACUCGGCUGUGUUCUGCUGCCGCAUCUCUCCUGCCAACUAUGCUCCCGUGCACUGGUUCUUGGACAAGACGCCACUUCACACCAACGACCUCAAUGAGCUGGAGGUGCAGCCAGGGGGCUACCACGUGCUCACGCUGAGGCAGCUGACGCUCAAGGACUCCGGCACUGUCCACUUUGAGGCGGGUGACCAGCGAACCUCAGCCUCCUUGCGUGUCAUUGAGAGGCCAAGCAUCUUCUCCCGGGAGCUCAAAGAUGCUACAGUCACAGAGGGUGAGGACCUGACUCUAAGCUGUGAAAUCACUGCUCCGGACAGUCCCGUGUGCUGGACCAAGGAUGGGAAGACGCUGCGGCCUUCAGCCAGGUGUCGUCUGAGUCAUGAGGGCAGUCAGGUCUCGCUGGUCAUCAGUGCUGCCACCCUGCAGGAUGGUGGGCGCUACAAAUGUGAAGUGGGAGGCUCCUGGAGCAGCUCCAUCGUCAGAGUGCACGCUCGGCCUGUACAGUUCCGGGAGGGGCUGAAGAAUGUGGAGGUGCUGGAAGGAGGUGCUGUGACGCUGCGCUGUGUGCUGUCAUCUGUGGCUGCUCCUGUGGAGUGGCGACGUGGAGAGGAGAUUCUGUGUCCUGGGGCCAAGUACAGCCUGCGGCAGGAGGGGCCAGUGCUGGAGCUGGUGGUCCGGAAUCUGAGGCCCCAGGAUAGUGGACAGUACUCCUGCCACUUCGGGGACCAAGUGACAUUGGCCACUCUCACUGUAAAAGCUCAACCUGCUGAGUUUGUUGGACGACUGAGAAGCAAGGAGUCUGUGGAAGGGGACACAGCUAUGCUGCGCUGUGAGCUGAGCAGGGAAGCCCCUGUGGAGUGGAAGAAGGGGCCUGAGAUCCUCAGAGCUGGGGACAGACUCAGCCUGAGGCAGGAUGGGACCGUGUGUGAGCUGCAGAUCCAAGGCCUGGUGCUGGAGGAUGCCGGGGAGUACUCGUGCGUGUGCGGGCAGGAGCGGACCUCGGCCACACUGACAGUCAGGGCUCUGCAAGCUAAGUUCACAAAAGAUAUAAAGAAUGAAGAAGCCACAGAAGGGGCCACAGCCACACUGCACUGUGAGCUAAGCAAGGCGGCCCUCGUGGAGUGGAAGAAAGGGCCUGAGACGCUCAGAACCGGGGACAGAAUCAGCCUGAGGCAGGAUGGGACCAAGUGUGAGCUGCAGAUCCAAGGCAUAGUGCUGGAGGAUGCCGGGGAGUACUCGUGCGUGUGUGGACAGGAGCGGACCUCGGCCACACUGAACGUCAGGGCCCUGCCAGCCAAGUUCACAAAGGAAUUGAGACAGGAAGAGGCCACAGAAGGAGCCACAGCCACAUUGUGCUGUGAGCUGAGCAAGGCGGCCCUCGUGGAGUGGAAGAAGGGGCCUGAGACCCUCAGAGCCGGGGACAGACUCAGCCUGAGGCAGGAUGGGACCAGGUGUGAGCUGCAGAUCCAUGACCUGGUGCUGGAUGACGCUGGGGAGUACUCGUGCAUGUGUGGGCAGGCGCGGACGUCGGCCACACUGACCGUCAGGGCCCUGCCAGCCAAGUUCACAAAGGAAUUGAGACAGGAAGAGGCCACAGAAGGAGCCACAGCCACAUUGUGCUGUGAGCUGAGCAAGGCGGCCCUCGUGGAGUGGAAGAAGGGGCCUGAGACCCUCAGAGCCGGGGACAGACUCAGCCUGAGGCAGGAUGGGACCAGGUGUGAGCUGCAGAUCCAUGACCUGGUGCUGGAUGACGCUGGGGAGUACUCGUGCAUGUGUGGGCAGGCGCGGACGUCGGCCACACUGACCGUCAGGGCCCUGCCAGCCAAGUUCACAAAGGGAUUGAGACAAGAAGAGGCCACAGAAGGGGCCAUGGUCACUCUGCACUGUGAGCUAAGCAAGGCGGCCCUCGUGGAGUGGAAGAAGGGGCCUGAGACCCUCAGAGCCGGGGACAGACUCAGUCUGAGGCAGGAUGGGACCAGGUGUGAGCUGCAGAUCCAUGACCUGGUGCUGGAUGACGCUGGGGAGUACUCGUGCAUGUGUGGGCAGGCACGGACGUCGGCCACACUGACCGUCAGGGCCCUGCCAGCCAAGUUCACAAAGGGAUUGAGACAAGAAGAGGCCGCAGAAGGGGCCAUGGUCACUCUGCACUGUGAGCUAAGCAAGGCGGCCCUCGUGGAGUGGAAGAAGGGGCCUGAGACCCUCAGAGCCGGGGACAGACUCAAUCUGAGGCAAGAUGGGGCUAAAUGUGAGCUGCAGAUCCAUGACCUGGUGCUGGAUGACGCUGGGGAGUACUCGUGCGUGUGUGGGCAGGAGCAGACCUCGGCUACAUUGACCGUCAGGGCCCUGCCGACCAAGUUCACAAAAGGAUUGAGACAGGAAGAGGCCACAGAAGGGGCCACAGCCACACUGCAUUGUGAGCUGAGCAAGGCGGCCCUCGUGGAGUGGAAGAAGGGGCCUGAGACCCUCAGAACCGGGGACAGACUCAGCCUGAGGCAGGAUGGGACCAGGUGUGAGCUGCAGAUCCGAGACCUGGUGCUAGACGAUGCUGGGGAAUACUCGUGCAUGUGUGGGCAGGAGCGGACCUCGGCCACACUGACCAUCAGGGCCCUGCCAGCCAAGUUCACAAAGGAAUUGAGACAGGAAGAGGCCACAGAAGGAGCCACAGCCACACUGUGCUGUGAGCUGAGCAAGGCGGCCCUCGUGGAGUGGAAGAAGGGGCCUGAGACCCUCAAAGCCAGGAACAGACUCAGCCUGAGGCAGGAUGGGACCAGGUGUGAACUGCAGAUCCAAGGCCUGGUGCUGGAUGACGCUGGGGAGUACUCGUGCAUGUGUGGGCAGGAGCGGACCUCGGCCACAUUGACCGUCAGGGCCCUGCCAGCUAAGUUCACAAAGGGAUUGAGACAGGAAGAGGCCACAGAAGGGGCCACAGCCACACUGCGCUGUGAGCUGAGCAAGGCGGCCCUCGUGGAGUGGAAGAAGGGGCCUGAGACCCUCAGAGCCGGGGACAGACUCAGCCUGAGGCAGGAUGGGACCAGGUGUGAGCUGCAGAUCCGAGACCUGGUGCUAGACGAUGCUGGGGAGUACUCGUGCAUAUGUGGGCAGGAGCGGACCUCGGCCACACUGACCAUCAGGGCCCUGCCAGCCAAGUUCACAAAGGAAUUGAGACAGGAAGAGGCCACAGAAGGAGCCACAGCCACACUGUGCUGUGAGCUGAGCAAGGCGGCCCUCGUGGAGUGGAAGAAGGGGCCUGAGACCCUCAAAGCUGGGGACAGACUCAGCCUGAAGCAGGAUGAGACAAGGUGUGAGCUGCAGAUCCGAGACCUGGUGCUAGACGAUGCUGGGGAGUACUCGUGCAUGUGUGGGCAGGAGCAGACCUCGGCCACACUGACCAUCAGGGCCCUGCCAGCUAAGUUCACAAAGGGAUUGAGACAGGAAGAGGCCACAGAAGGAGCCACAGCCACACUGUGCUGUGAGCUGAGCAAGGCGGCCCUCGUGGAGUGGAAGAAGGGGCCUGAGACCCUCAGAGCCGGGGACAGACUCAGCCUGAGGCAGGAUGGGACCAGGUGUGAGCUGCAGAUCCAAGGCCUGGUGCUGGAUGAUGCUGGGGAGUACUCAUGCGUGUGUGGGCAGGAGCGGACCUCGGCUACGUUGAAUGUCAGGGCGAGGCCCCAGAUGGGGUUCCGGGAGCCUCUGCAGAGCCUGCAGGUUGAGGAGGGUGCAUCUGCCUGCCUGCGCUGUGAGCUGUGCAUGCCUAGUUCCACUGUAGUCUGGAGCAAGGGUGGCCUGGAGUUGCAGGCUGAUGGGCGCCGGGAGCUGCGGAAAAAAGGCCCUGUGGUGGAGUUGGUACUGCGAGAGGUGCGCCGGGAAGAUGCCGGGGAAUAUGCCUGCACCUGUGGGUCCCAGACCACCAGCGCCACCCUCACUGUCACAGCUGUGCCGGUGAGGUUUGUCCAGGAACUGAAGGCCCAGGAGGUGGGAGAGGGAUCCACAGCACAGCUGCGCUGCAAACUGAGCCAGGCGGGCAGCAGUGUGGAGUGGCGCAAAGGUGCCCUGCAGCUCUUCCCCUGUGCCAAGUACCAGAUGCUGCAAGAGGGCACCGCCGUGGAGCUCCUGGUGCAUGAUGUGCAGCAGGAGGACGCCGGCCUGUACACCUGUGACACGGGCCACACGCAGAGUACUGCCAUGCUCUCUGUCUGGGUUCCCAAGCCCAAGUUCAGGACAGAGCUGCAGAGUGCAGAGCAGGCAGUGGGCAGCACUGCUCGACUCCACUGCCAGCUGAGUGAUGUGGACCCUGGAGCCCCCGUGCAGUGGUUCAAGGAGGGUGUGGAGCUCCACGCAGGCUCCAAGUAUGAGGUGCGGCGCCAGGGGACCACGUGUGAGUUGCUGGUCCAUGGGCUGGAGGCCACGGACACCGGCGAGUAUGCCUGCAUGGUGGGCGGCCAGAAAAGUUUGGCCUCUAUCAAGGUCACAGAGCCCGAGGUCACCAUCGUGCGGGGCCUGGUGGACGCGGAGGUGCAGGCAGAUGAGGACGCAGAGUUUAUCUGUGAGGUGUCCAGUGCUGGGGCUGGAGAUGCAGAGUGGCGCCUGCAGGGAAUGCGGCUGCAGAACAACGAGGUGACGGAGGUGUCAGUGCAAGGGGGCUGCACCCACAAACUGCGGUUGAAGGGUGUGACGCCUGAGGAUGCCGGAACUGUCUCCUUCCAUGUGGGCUCCCACGUGUCCUCGGCCCAGCUCACUGUCCGAGCUCCCGAGGUGACCAUCGUGGAACCACUGAAGGACGUGCAACUAACUGAAGGCCAGGAUGCCCGCUUCUGCUGCAGGCUGUCCCAUGCCUCAGGCCAGGAGGCCCGCUGGGCGCUGGAAGGGGUUCCACUGCAGGCCAAUGAGAUGAAUGACAUUGGGGUGGACCAGGGUGUGCUACACACACUCACCCUACACAAGGUGACUCCUGAGGACGCGGGCACAGUCAGCUUUCAUGUGGGCUCCUGCAGCUGCGAGGCCAAGCUGAAGGUCACAGCCAAGAACACGGUAGUGCGGGGUCUGGAGAACGUGGAGGUGCCUGAGGGCGGGGAGGCACUGUUUGAGUGCCAGCUGUCACAGCCCGAAGUGGCCGCACACACAUGGCUACUGGAUGACGAGCCGGUGCACAGCUCGGACAGGGCUGAGGUUGUCUACUUUGAGGAUGGCCUGCGGCACCUGCUGCUGCUGAAAAGUCUGCGGCCACAGGACAGCUGCCGUGUGACCUUUCUGGCAGGGGAUGUCGUCACGUCUGCAUUCCUCACCGUCAGAGGGUGGCGCCUGGAGAUCCUGGAACCCCCUCAGGAUGUGUCAGUGCGUGCCAGGGAGCAGGCACAUUUUCGCUGUGUACUCAGCGAGGCCGUACCCGUGGGAGAUGUGUCCUGGUACCUCAAUGGGGCAGCCGUGCAGCCCGACGAUGCUGACUGGACAGUCACAGCUGACGGCUGCCAAUAUGGCCUGCUGCUUCGCAGUGCACAGCUGCACCAUGCCGGCGAGGUCACCUUUGCUGCCCGUGAAGCUGUGGCCACUGCACGGCUCAGUGUCCUGGGCCUCCCUGACCCCCCGGAGGAUGCGGAAGUGGUUGGUCGCAGUGGCCAUUCUGUGACACUGUCCUGGGUGGCGCCCUCAAGUGACGGUGGUGGUGGCCUGUAUGGCUAUCGUGUGGAGAUGAAAGUGGCCAGCACAGGUGAAUGGCAGGUCUGCCAGGAGCUGGUGCCUGGGCCUGAGUGUGUGGUGGAAGGCCUGGCAUCUGAGGAGACCUACCGCUUCCGUGUGGCAGCUGUGGGCCCAGCGGGUGUUGGAGAGCCAGUGCACCUGCCCCAGACGGUGCGGCUUGCAGAGCCCAUGGAGCCAGGUAUACCACCCAGCCCUGAGAAUCGACAGGUGGCCGUGGGUGAGGACCUGUGUCUGGAAUGCGAGGUGGCCGAGGCAGGAGAGGUCACCUGGAUGAAGGGAACAGAGUGUGUCCAGCCCAGUGGACGCAUCCAGCUUCUCUCUCACGGCCGACGGCAGAUGCUGGUGAUCCAGGGUGUCACGGCAGAGGACCAGGGCGAGUACCGCUGCAGACCCUUCCGGGGCCCAGCUCCCACGGCUUUCAAGGUGCUGCUAACUCCAGAGUCCAGAGCAGAGGCCUCCACUCAGCCCAGCCUGCCUCCCGAGGCAGCCCAGGAGGGAGACCUGCACCUGCUGUGGGAAGCACUGGCUCACAAACGCCGUAUGAGCCGAGAGCCCACACUGGACUCCAUCAGCGAGCUGCCAGAGGAGGACAGGAGUCUGCGUCCAGAGGCUGAGGAUGCAGCCCCCGACUUCUCCGAGGGCUACUCCACGGCUGAUGAGCUGGCCCGCACGGGUGAGGCCGACCUCUCACACACCAGCUCUGACGAUGAAUCCCGUGCAGGCACUCCUGCCCUGGUUACCUACCUCCAGAAGGCUGGUAGGCCCGGCCUGUCUCCUCUGGCUGGCAAGGUCGGGGUCUCAGCAGCUGCCUCUGUGAAACCAAACCUAGUGCAGGAACAGCUGGUUGUGCAGCGUCCACCGCCGCCAGGAGAACUGCAUGCUGAGGUAGACCUGGGGGACCCCUCGCUGGACAAAGCUGCUGUGAAGAUCCAGGCUGCCUUUAAGGGAUACAAAGUCAGGAAGGAGAUGAAGCAGCAGGAGGGGCCUGUGUUCUGCCGCACAUUUGGGGAUACUGAAGCACAGGUUGGGGACAUCUUGCGUCUGGAGUGUGUGGUGUCCAGCAAGGCGGACGUGCGGGUCUGCUGGUUGAAGGAUGGCGUGGAGCUGACUGACAGCCGGCACCACCACAUCGAUCAGCUGGGGGAUGGCACCUGCUCGCUUCUGGUUACAGGCCUGGGCCACGCAGAUGCUGGGCGCUACACCUGCCAGGUGCACAGCAGGUUUGGCCAGGCCUCCCAUAGUGCCUGUGUGCUAGUCAGUGGGACAGAGAGUGAGGCGGAGAGCUCCUCAGGGGGUGAGCGGGACGACACCUUCCACCGGGCUGCCCGGCGGCUGCACCGUCUCUUCCGCUCCAAAGGGCCUCUGGAAGUGUCAGAUGAGGAGAUUUUCCUCAGUGCGGACGAGGGCCCCACUGAGCCUGAGAUACCCAGAAACUGGACCACAUAUCGUGAAGAAGAACACUCAGUCUGCAUCCGCUUUGAGGCUCUGGCGGAGGCCCAGGAGGCUGCUGCCCGCUUCCAGGAGAUGUUCGGAACUUUGGGCAUCAAGGUGGAGACCCGUCUGUUAGAGCAGGGCCCCCGCGCAGUGGAGGUACAGAUCAGCAAGGUGGCCUCUUCCCCCAGGCUGCCUCCUAUGCAGGCAUUGGGUGUAGGCACCAUAGAGGCAGCCCCAGUGUUCCUCACUGAGCUGCAGAAUCAGGAGGUGUUGGAUGGAUACCCUGUGAGCUUUGACUGUGUGGUGACUGGCCAGCCAGUGCCCAGUGUGCGCUGGUUCAAGGAUGGGCGUGUGCUGGAGGAGGAUGACCACUACAUCAUCAGUGAAGACCAGCAAGGUGGCCACCAGCUCAUCAUCACCGCUGUGGUCCCUGCGGACAUGGGGGUCUACCGCUGUCUGGCUGAGAACAGCAUGGGCGUGUCUUCCACCAAGGCUGAGCUUCGCGUGGACCUUACCAGUACAGACUAUGACACAGCAGCUGAUGCUACAGAGACCUCGUCCUACUUCAGUGCCCAAGGCUACCAGUCCAGCCGGGAGCAGGAGGGCACAGAGUCCACUUCUGAGGAAGGGCAACUGCCGCAGGUGGUGGAGGAGCUCAAAGACCUGCAGGUGGCCCCAGGCACACGCCUAGCCAAGUUUCAGCUGAAGGUGAAAGGCUCCCCGGCACCCCAGGUGUACUGGUUCAAGGACGGGCAGCCCCUGACUGCAUCAGCGCAUAUUCGCAUGACUACCAAGAAGAUGCUGCACACCCUGGAGGUCCUCUCGGUCACCAGCGAGGAUGCCGGCCAGUACUCUGCCUAUGUUAGCAACAUGGUGGGAGCUGCCUACUCCUCUGCUCGCCUCACGGUCCGAGGCCCCGGUGAACCAGAGGAAGAGCUAGCAUCAGGAGCGCAUCCUCAGCUGGUGCCACCGCGGAUCCUAGAGAGAUUCACCUCCAAGAAAGUGAAGAAGGGUUCCAGUAUCACUUUCUCAGUGAAGGUUGAAGGGUCCCCGGCCCCUGUAGUCCACUGGCUGCGAGAGGAAGCAGGACGAGGUGUACUGUGGAUUGGUCGGGAUACGCCCGGGUACCUGGUCGCCAGCUCUGCCCAGCAGCACAGCCUCGUUCUGCUGGAUGUGGGUGUCCAGCACCGAGGCACCUACACCUGCAUUGCCACCAACACUGCUGGUCAGGCCCUGUGUUCAGCCCGUUUGCACAUCUCUGGUUUGCCCAAGGAGACUGAGGCCACUGAGGACCAGGCGGAGGUGAAGGCUGCUCUGAUCUCUUCCUUCCUGCAGGGGACCCAGGCCGUCUCCGCACAGAUGUCAGGCCCCCUGGGUCUUCCUGACUUGGCUGGUCAAAGAGAAGGACUGUCUCAGGUGGAGGCAGCUCGUGGCCACCUGUCUCUAGCAGAGGUGGGAACAGAGGAAUUUCUGCAGAGACUCACCACGCAGAUCACAGAAAUGGUGUCAGCCAAGAUCACACAGGCCAAGCUGCAGGUUCCAGGUGGUGACAGUGAUGAGGAGUCCAGGACACCAUCUGCGUCCCCCCGGCAAGGACGCUCCCGCCCCUCCUCCAGCGUCCAGGAGUCAUCUUCAGAGUCAGAAGACGGGGACUCCAGGGGCGAGAUCUUUGACAUCUACGUGGUCACUGCAGACUACCUGCCACUGGGUGCGGAGCAGGACGCCAUCACUUUGCGUGAGGGCCAGUAUGUGGAGGUGUUGGACCCGGCCCACCCACUGCGUUGGCUCGUGCGCACCAAGCCCAGCAAGUCCAGCCCCUCUCGCCAGGGUUGGGUAUCCCCUGCCUACCUGGACAGGAGGCUCAAGCUGUCACCUGAGUGGGGUCCCCCUGAGACCCCAGAGUCUCCUAGAGAGGCCAUGUCAGAGGCUGAGUACAAGACACGGUUGAGCUCCACCAUCCAGGAGCUGCUGAGCUCAGAGCAGGCGUUUGUGAAUGAGCUACAGUUCCUGGAGAGCCACUACCUGCAGCACCUGGACCGUUGCCCGCAUGUGCCCGCUUCUGUUGCCAGCCAGAAGGCUGUAAUCUUCCGCAAUGUGCAAGACAUCAGCCGCUUUCACAGCAGGUUUCUUCAAGAGCUGCAGGCCUGUGACACAGAUGAUGACGUGGCCAUGUGCUUCAUCAAGAACCAGGAGGCCUUUGAGAAUUACCUGGAGUUUCUGGUGGGGCGAGUGCAGGCCGAGUCGGUGGUGGUCAGCACGGCAGUGCAGGAGUUCUACAAGAAGUAUGCAGAAGAGAUGCUGUCGGCCGAACCCUCACAGCCACCUCCACCGCCACUGCAGCACUUCCUGGAGCAGCCCGUGGAGCGUGUCCAGCAAUACCAGGCUCUGCUCAAGGAUUUGAUCCGCAACAAGGCACGAAACAGGCAGACGUGUGCCCUGCUGGAGCAGGCCUAUGCGGUGGUGUCAGCCCUGCCGCGGCGCGCCGAGGACCGGCUGCACGUGUCUCUCAUGGAGAACUACCCUGGCACCCUGGAGGCCCUGGGCGAGCCCAUCCGCCAGGGCCACUUCAUAGUGUGGGAAGGGGCCCCAGGUGCUCGGAUGCCCUGGAAGGGUCACCACCGCCACCUCUUCCUCUUCCGCAACCACCUGGUGGUCUGCAAACCUAAGCGGGACUCUCGGACGGACACCUUCAGCUAUGUCUUUAGGAACAUGAUGAAGCUGAGCAGCAUCGACCUGAAUGACCAGGUCGAGGGGGACGACCGUGCCUUCGAGGUGUGGCACGAACGUGAGGACUCUGUGCGCAAAUUCCUGCUGCAGGCACGAACAGCCACCACUAAGAACUCCUGGGUCAAGGAGAUCCGGGGCAUCCAGCAGCGUCUCGCCCUACCUGUUUGGCGCCCUCCAGAUUUCGAGGAGGAGCUGGCUGAUUGUACCGCCGAACUAGGAGAGACAGUCAAAUUGGCCUGCCGUGUGACAGGCACACCCACGCCUGUUGUCAGUUGGUAUAAAGAUGGGAAGGCAGUAGAAGUGGACCCUCACCAUAUCCUCAUAGAAGACCCUGAUGGCUCCUGCGCUCUCAUCCUGGACAACCUGACAGGCUCCGACUCUGGCCAGUACAUGUGCUUUGCAGCCAGUGCUGCAGGCAAUGCCAGCAGCCUGGGAAAGAUCGUGGUGCAAGUGCCUCCACGCUUUGUGAACAAGGUUCGAGCCAUGCCCUUUGUGGAAGGGGAGGAUGCUCAGGUGACCUGCUCCUUUGAAGGUACCCCACACCCUCAGAUCAGGUGGUACAAAGAUGGGGCCCUGCUGACCCCCAGCAGCAAGUACCAGAUGCUGAGUGAACCCCGCAGUGGCACACUGGUGCUAGAGAUUCGGGCAGCUGGCACGCAGGACCUGGGCCACUAUGAGUGCGAGUUGGUGAACCGUCUCGGAUCAACGCGAGGUGGUGCAGAGCUAUUUCUGCAGAGCCUAGCACCGAGGGCCCGGGAGCAGAUAGCUGCGGUGGAAGUCACUGAGCAGGAGACUAGAGUCCCCAAGAAAACCGUCAUCAUAGAGGAGACCAUCACCACCGUGGUGAAGAGUCCCCGGGGCCGCCGCCGCUCUCCCAGCAAGUCUCCAUCCCGGUCACCUUCCCGGCGCUCCACCAGCGUGUCCACAGCAGCCACGCCUGACGUGGGGGCUGGCCAGUCCCCCAAGCCUGAAGCAGAAUCCAGCUGGAGGUCCCCUGUGCCCACGUUGUACGUGACAGAGGCUGACACCCGCACACCAGCCCGGCUUGGGGGCGCAAGGCCCCAGCCCAAGUGGGUAGAAGUGGAAGAGACUGUGGAGGUUCGGGUGAAGAAGGCUGGGGGUACCUCUGGGCUGCUCCUUGUGCUGCCUGGUGAAAACCCAGAAGGGGACCUCAAUGCCAACAACUCCAACAACACACUGCUGGCCCAGCUGCCCCAAAGCCAGGGUGGCCCUGGUAUCCUCCACGUGAACUCCAGGCCAGAGGGGCCCCUCAAGCUGCCCCCUUUCCAGAUGGCUGAAGAGAAGAUGGAUCCUCUGGUGGAGUUACACGAAGAGCCCCCAGAAGGUGAUGCUCUUCAGGGCCAUGACCCGAAGAUCCUCACAUACCAGGGCCGAGUGCUGACGUUGGCGGACCUGGACGACUACGUGCCACAGGCUGGGGAGACCUUUGGUUGCAGCCGCUUUGUGCCCAGUCCCUCAGAUGAGCCACCCUGCGAAGUGUCAGUACUCCAGAGGGAGAUUGGGGAGCCCACGGUGGGGCAGCCCGUCGUGCUCAAUGUGGGACGUCCCACAAGCCCCCGAAGCUUCUUCAGCUAUGUCGGCAGACCUCAGGAGGCAUCCCCGUGGGAGUCCCAGGUCUUGGGCCCAGUGAGCACUUCCUUGUACACCCAGGAGGCCCAGGCUGGGGCCGCCUCGCCCUGGAAGUCUUCCUUCUGCACCCAGGUACAACGCUCUGCCGACAGUGGCCAGAGCAGUUUCAAAACGGAGGUGUCUACGCAGACUCGAAGCUUUGGGACUGUGGGGGAGACAGUCACCCUACACAUCUGGCCCAGCGGAAAGGGGGCAGCAGGCCCACCCCAGGACUAUCCUGCUGGGCCCCUCCUGGCAAUGGUGGAGCCAAUGGACCAAGAGACUGGAGCUGUCCCAAGGGCAGUGGGAGGUCCUGAGGCUCCCAGAUCCUCUGUGGGGAGUCCCAGUCUUAGCUCUGGGGGACCACCUGAACAACAGACAGCAGAUGGUCAGCCCCAGGGCAUGGCAGCAGCUGCAAUGUCUGCUGAGCCCUCCCUGAAGGGGCCACAGCCCGUUCCCACCAUGGGCCCACAGCCCGACUUGGGCACGGAAACUCAGGAACGGAUCGUGCCUAUCCGGGUGGAGGGUGCAGCUUGGCCUGCAGCGGGUGCCGCAGAACCUCUCUGGAAUAUCCAUAGCCAUGUGAUCACAGAGACCACACACAGGACAGUUGUGUUCCAGGCUGGUGAUGUGGGGACCACAAAGCCUCCGUCCAUGCAGGUCACCAUCGAGGAUGUGCAAGCAGAGAAGGGCGGCACUGCCUGCUUCCAGGCAGUCAUAGAGGGCCACCCGCAGCCCACAGUGACUUGGUACAAGGAUGGUGUCCAGCUGGCACAGGACCCCCGGAUGAUUCCACAGCAGCAGGGGACCACCUACUCCCUCGAGCUGAGGGAUGUAGCCUUGCAUGAUGCUGGGGUCUACACCUGCCUGGCCCACAACACUGGCGGCCAGGUGUUGUGCAAGGCAGAGCUGCUGGUGCUAGGAGGGGAGGCUGAGCAGUACUCAGAACAGCGAAGCUUCCGGAGGAAACUGCAGUCCUUCUAUGAGGUCAAGGAAGAGAUUGGAAGGGGUGUGUUCGGCUUUGUGAAGCGAGUGCAGCACAAAGGGAAUCAGAUGUCUUGUGCAGCCAAGUUCAUCCCUCUGCGCAGCAAGACACGGGCACAGGCUUAUAGAGAGCGUGACAUCCUGGCCACACUCAGUCACCCACUUAUCACGGGCUUGCUGGAUCAGUUUGAGACCCGAAAGACCCUGAUCCUUGUCCUGGAGCUGUGCUCGUCAGAGGAGCUGCUGGACCGUCUAUUCAAGAAGAGCGUGGUGACAGAAGCGGAGGUAAAGGUCUACAUUCAGCAGCUGGCCGAGGGGCUGCAUUACCUGCAUAGCCACGGCGUCCUCCACCUGGACAUUAAGCCCCCCAACAUCCUCAUGGUGCAUCCUGCUCGGGAAGACAUUAAAAUCUGUGACUUCGGCUUCGCCCAGCGUGUCUGCCCCACAGAGCCACAGUAUAGCCAGUUUGGCUGCCCUGAGUUCGUGGCCCCCGAGAUCAUUGAGCAGACCCCAGUGAGCGAGGCCUCUGAUAUCUGGCCCAUGGGAGUCAUCUCCUACCUGAGUUUGACCUGCUCUUCUCCUUUUGCGGGCGAGAGUGACCGUGCCACCCUCCUGAAUGUGCUGGAGGGCCGGGUGUCUUGGGCCACUCCCAUGGCCGCCCACCUCAGCCCGGAAGCCCGGGACUUCAUCCAGGCCACCUUGCAGCGUGCACCACAGGCCAGGCCUAGCGCCGCCACCUGCCUGGCCCAUCCCUGGUUCCAGAAAUCUGUGCCUGCCGAGGAAGCUCACUUCAUCAACACCAAACAGCUCAAGUUUCUUUUGGCUCGCAGCCGCUGGCAGCGCUCCCUGAUGAGCUAUAAGUCUAUCCUGGUCAUGCGCUCCAUCCCUGAGCUGCUCAAGGGCCCACCAGACAGCCCAUCCCUCGGGGUAGCCCGGCACCUGCGAAGGGACACCAGUGCCUCCUCCAGCUCCUCGUCGUCCUCUGAUACUGAGCUCACGCCCUUUGUUCGGGCCAAGUCAUUGCCCCCUUCCCCUGUGACCCACUCCCCUCUGCUGCACCCCCGUGGCUUCCUGCGGCCAUCAGCCAGCCUGCCAGAAGAGGCUGAGGCAGGCCUACCCACAGGCCCCCAGCUGACUGUGCCCCAGGACAAGGUGCCCCGGCAGAGCAUAAUCCGUAGCCUGUUCUACCAGCAGGCUGGGGAGGGCCCGACCCCCAGCAGCCGUCGGCACCCAGCUCGGCGCAGCCACCUGCUUAAGGGUGGUUACUUUGCAAGCACCCUCCCUGGCCUGCGGGAGCCCCUGCUGGAGCACCGCAUGCUGGAGGAGGCUGCGGGGGAGGACCAAGCCCCCUCCUCAGAGACCAUUGGCCAGAGUGUCUGCACCGAGGCUAGCGAGGGGCACUGUCCACCCUCAGCCCUCUCAGGCCAGCAGAGGGACAGUUGGCCAGGGGAGCUUGCACUUGGUGGUACUGCCUCUGCCCUACCUCCACUCACUGGGCGCCCUGUGGGCUGCUCUCAGCAACAAGGGUCACCCCAGGACAGCUGUGGGGGUCUCUCCCAGCCAGGCUUGGGCUGUGACCCCCCUGCAGUCGCCCCUUUGCUUCCUGGCUCUGUCCCUCCAGGGUCGUGCCCAGAAACCCACCUGGCACCCUCCAGCCACCUUCUCUCCAGGGAUCUCAGGGGUGCUUCUUCCCUGAGUGCAGCCAGCCCUCAGUCAGGGUUAGCUAUAGGGCAAGAGGGCACCCCUUUGGGCACAGAGCCUGGCUCGUCCCUAGACGAGGACCUGGCCCAGGAGGAGGCUGUGCUCUGCCCACCUCGGCCUCAGGAAGUGACAACCCGCAAGUUCUCCAUGAGCAGCCGUGGAGGUUAUGCGGGGGUGGCGGGCUAUGGCACCUUUGCUUUUGGGGGGGAUGCAGGGGGCAUGCUAGGACAGGGUCCCCUGUGGGCCAGGAUGGCCUGGGCUGUCUCCCAAUCCUCCGAGGAGCAGGAGGAGGCAGGAGCCCCAAGUCUCCCAGAGACCCUGCCUGAGAGCGGUAGUGACUCCCCCAGGGCCUGUCCGGAGCUGAGCUCGUGGGAAGAUUGUGGCCAGGGCCCCCCAGUGUCACUGGUGCAGAUCCGGGACCUGUCUGGGGACUCGGAGCUGGCUGACACUUUGUCCCUGGACAUCUCAGAGGUGGAUCCUGCCUACCUCAAUCUGUCCGACUUGUACGACAUCAAGUACCUGCCUCUGGAGUUCAUGUUCUUCAGGAGGGUGCCCAAGCCUGCAGAACAGGAGCCACCCUCCCCCGACUCUGAGGCUGAGAGCCUGGGCACCCCGUGGUCCUGGCCGGGCCCAGAAGAUCUGGAGAUCUCAGAGGAGGCAGAGGACAUGCAGGCCCUGCUUGGGGAGGCCACCAGCAGGAAGCGCAAGUGGUCGGCCCCAUCUCACGGGCUUCUGCAUGGGCUGCCAGAGGAGCCAGUGGAGCCCGGCCUGCGGCGCCGGGUGAGGGCCUCGGUUGCCCAUAUCUCCCGCCUCUUGAAGGGCAGGCUCCAAGGGCCAGACAAGGAGGGACCCCCCAGGAAGAAGCCAGGGCUGGGGUCCCUGAGGCUGUCAUCUCCGAAGAGCAGAGACCAAGCACCGUUGUUCCUUAGAGAACUUGUGGACGACACUGUGGUCCUGGGCCAAUCGGUGACACUUGCCUGCCAGGUGUUGGCGCAGCCUGCUGCACAGGCCACCUGGAGUAAAGAUGGGGUGCCUCUGGAAGGCAGUAGUCGCCUGCUCAUUUCUUCCACGCUCAAGCACUUCCAGCUUCUCACCAUCCUUGUGGUGAGCGCUGAGGACCUUGGUACAUACACCUGCACUGUGAGCAAUGCGCUGGGCUCUGUGUCCACCACUGCUGUCCUGCGGAAGGCAGAGCGCCCCUUGUCCUCCCCGCGCCCUGACAUCGGGGAGGUGUACGCCGACGGGGUGCUCCUGGUGUGGAAACCUGUGGAGAGCUGCGGGCCUGUGACCUACACCGUCCAGUGCAGCGUGGAAGGUGGUACCUGGAACACUCUGGCCUCAGACAUCUUUGACUGUUGCUACCUCACCGGCAAGCUCCCGCAGGGUGGCACGUACACCUUCCGGACGGCCUGUGUCAGCAAGGCGGGCAUAGGCCCCUACAGCAGUCCCUCAGAACAGGUCCUGCUGGGGGGCCCCUGCCAUCUGGCUUCCAGGGAGACUGGACCUGCACGGCCAGCCCAGCUGCUCCCCAGCACAAGGACCUUCACCUUCCAGACGCAGAUCCGAAGGGGUCGCUUCAGCGUGGUGAAGCAGUGCCGGGAGAAGGCCAGUGGGAGGGCGCUGGCCGCCAAGAUUGUCCCCUACCAGCCCACGGAGCGGGCAGCAGUGCUGGGCGAAUACCAUGCCCUGAAAAGCCUGCGCCACCUGCACCUGGCCCAGCUGCAGGCGGCCUACCUCAGUCCCCGCCACCUGGUGCUCGUCUUGGAGCUAUGCUCUGGGCCUGAGCUGCUCCCCUGCCUAGCCCAGAGGGACUCGUACUCUGAAUCUGAGGUGAAGGACUUCCUGUGGCAGAUGCUGAGUGCAGCCCAGUACCUGCACACCCAGCAUAUCCUGCACCUGGACCUCAGGUCUGAGAACAUGAUCAUCACUGAGUACAACCUGCUCAAGGUGGUCGACCUGGGCAGUGCCCAGAGCCUCACCCAGGAACGGGUCCUGCCCUUGGAGAACUUCAAGGACUACGUGGAGACCAUGGCUCCGGAGCUCCUGGAGGGCCAGGGUGCCGUUCCGCAGACUGAUAUCUGGGCCAUUGGAGUGACAGCCUUCAUCAUGUUGAGUGCCGAGUACCCAGUGAGCAGCGAGGGUCCGCGGGACAUUCAGAAAGGCCUGCGCAAAGGCCUCCUUCGCCUGAGCCACUGUUAUGCUGGACUGUCGGGGGGAGCUGUGGCCUUCCUCCGUAGCACACUCUGCGCACAGCCCUGGGGCCGGCCCUGCGCAUCUAGCUGUUUGCAGUGCCCAUGGCUAACUGAGGAGGGUCCUGCCACGUCUCAGCCCACAGCUGUGGCUUUCCCCACUUUAAAACUUCGAGCCUUCGUGAGGGAGCGUGAGAAAAGGCGAGCGCUGUUGUACAAGAAGUAUAACCUGGGCCUACACUAGCCCAGCCCAGUACCCACACACCAAUAAAGCAGACUCCAAUGAA
Molecule: messenger RNA, 26770 nt
Organism: Suncus etruscus (white-toothed pygmy shrew)
Lineage: Eukaryota; Metazoa; Chordata; Mammalia; Eulipotyphla; Soricidae
Gene: OBSCN
Product: obscurin, cytoskeletal calmodulin and titin-interacting RhoGEF
Exons: 115
Coding region: 1-26727 (8908 amino acids)
Biological process (GO): protein phosphorylation
Molecular function (GO): protein kinase activity; ATP binding; protein binding
Source: RefSeq, a predicted model, not a curated record